GCCCCUCGAGCCGCCAUUUUUGGAAGGUGGGAGGAGAAAGGCGGGUGGGCGCGGUGCCUGCUCUGCGGGAUGCUGACUGGACUUGGCGGCUCUCUGCCGCACGUCAGGGGUAGGGCAGCACGGCUGGCCGGCGCCCUUCCUCCGGCUGCUUCUCCGGAAUGAGGCCUCGGCGGCCGCGCGGGACGACUCGGUUCCUGCUCAGAGCGAAUCCUAGGAGAGGCCGAAGCCGCCGUGAUGCCGGGGAAGCUGAAGGUGAAAAUUGUGGCCGGUCGCCAUUUGCCGGUGAUGGACCGUGCCAGUGACCUGACGGAUGCCUUCGUGGAGGUAAAAUUUGGUAAUACAACCUUUAAGACAGAUGUGUAUCUCAAGUCACUGAAUCCUCAGUGGAACUCGGAGUGGUUUAAAUUUGAGGUGGAUGAUGAAGAUUUACAGGAUGAACCUCUGCAGAUCACAGUUCUUGACCACGAUACUUACAGUGCAAACGAUGCUAUCGGCAAGGUGUACAUUGACAUCGACCCUUUACUGUAUAGUGAAGCUGCCACAGUCAUCUCAGGGUGGUUCCCAAUUUAUGACACCAUACAUGGUAUCCGUGGAGAAAUCAAUGUUGUGGUUAAAGUAGACCUCUUCAAUGAUUCAAACAGGUUCAGACAGUCUUCAUGUGGAGUUAAAUUCUUUUGCACAACAUCUAUUCCAAAGUGCUACAGAGCUGUGGUAAUCCAUGGAUUUGUAGAAGAACUUGUGGUCAAUGAGGAUCCCGAGUAUCAGUGGAUUGAUCGCAUCCGCACACCAAGGGCAUCGAAUGAAGCCAGGCAGAGACUCAUCUCCUUAAUGUCAGGUGAAUUACAGAGAAAGAUUGGCUUGAAAGUCCUCGAGAUGAGAGGAAAUGCAGUUGUUGGGUACUUGCAGUGCUUUGAUCUGGAGGGCGAGUCUGGGUUAGUGGUCCGAGCCAUAGGAACGGCAUGCACUCUGGAUAAACUGAGUAGCCCAGCAGCAUUCCUUCCUGCAUGCAGCUCCCCAUCCAGAGAACUGAAGGAGAUUCCCUUCAAUGAGGAUCCCAACCCCAAUACUCACUCAUCAGGACCCUCAACCCCUCUGAAAAACCAAACUUAUUCCUUUUCACCUUCCAAGUCCUACAGUCGGCAGUCCUCUUCUUCUGACACAGAUUUGAGUUUGACACCCAAGACUGGAAUGGGCAGUGGGAGUGCUGGAAAAGAAGGGGGGCCCUUUAAAGCUCUUUUACGGCAACAGACCCAGUCGGCGUUGGAACAGCGGGGAGGAUCGCCUCAUAGGUUCUGUAGAAGGCGGGAGUUCCCCUUCCUCACCUUGACGGCCUUCCCCCCUGGACUUCUUGUGCACGUCGGUGGUGUUGUCAGUGCACGCUCUGUGAAGCUUUUAGAUCGGAUCCACAACCCUGCCUUUGUCGGAAUUAUGGGUAACACAAGAUCUUACAAACUGCUAGACUGGAAUAGUUUCAAUUCAGAUGAACCAGAAACUCGAGAUGCAUGGUGGGCAGAAAUCAGACAAGAGAUAAAGUCACAUGCUAAAGCCUUAGGCUGCCAUGCUGUAGUGGGCUACAGCGAGUCAACCAGCAUCUGUGAAGAAGUCUGUAUUUUAUCAGCGUCUGGCACGGCAGCUGUGCUGAACCCUCGGUUUCUGCAGGAAGGCACUGUGGAGGGCUGUUUGGAACAAAGGAUUGAAGAGAAUUUACCGGUGGGCUGCGGAUUCUGCCAUAUACCAUAUGAUGAACUGAACAUGCCGUUUCCCGCUCAUCUCACAUAUUGCUAUAACUGCAGGAAGCAAAAAGUCCCUGAUGUUCUCUUCACAACUAUCGAUUUGCCCACAGACGCAGUGGUGGUUGGCAAAGGUUGUCUUAUUCAGGCAAGGUUAUGUCGAUUAAAAAAGAAAGCACAGGCCGAAGCCAAUGCCACAGCUAUCAGUAAUCUCUUGCCGUUUAUGGAAUAUGAAGUACACACUCAACUGAUGAACAAGCUCAAACUCAAAGGAAUGAAUGCUUUGUUUGGACUGAGAAUUCAGAUAACAGUGGGUGAGACCAUGCUGAUGGGCUUAGCGUCGGCCACAGGAGUCUACUUAGCAGCCUUACCAACACCCGGUGGAAUCCAGAUUGCUGGGAAGACCCCUAAUGAUGGCUCCUAUGAACAGCACAUCUCCCACAUGCAGAAGAAAAUAAAUGACACCAUUGCAAAAAACAAAGAACUGUAUGAGAUCAACCCCCCGGAGGUAUCUGAAGAGAUGAUAGGAUCACCCAUCCCAGAGCCCAGACAGCGCUCCAGACUUUUAAGAUCACAAUCGGAAAGUUCUGAUGAAGUUACAGAGUUAGAUCUUUCACAUGGGAAAAAAGAUGCUUUUGUUUUAGAGAUCGAUGACACGGAUGCCAUGGAAGACGUGCACUCCCUUCUUACUGAUGCCCCGCCCCCUUCAGGUUUUUAUAGUUGUAAUACAGAAAUUAUGCCUGGCAUAAAUAAUUGGACAUCAGAAAUACAGAUGUUCACGUCAGUAAGAGUGACCAGACUAAGCAGCCUCAACUUGACCAACCAAGCUCUCAACAAGAGCUUCAACGGCCUGUGUGAGAGCUUGCUCAAGAGCCUGUACUUCAAACUUCGCUCCAUGACCCCCUGCUGCCUCUGCCAUGUGAACUUUACAGUGUCUCUGCCUGAAGAUGAGUUAAUCCAGGUUACAGUCACAGCGGUUGCAAUAACUUUUGAUAAAAACCAGGCCUUACAGACCACAAAACCCCACAUUGAAAAGUCACUACAAAGAGCCUCCACAGAUAAUGAAGAACUGCUGCAGUUCCCGCUGGAGCUCUGCUCAGACUCACUGCCUCCUCAUCCUUUCCCAGCAGCUAAAGAACACCUGGAGAGUGCGAACUCUAACUCAGGUAUCCCAGCUGCACAGAGAGCAACGUCAGUUGAUUACAGUUCCUUUGCAGACAGAUGCAGCAGCUGGAUAGAGCUCAUUAAACUGAAAGCUCAGACCAUAAGGCGCGGAUCAAUUAAGACAACUGUGACUGUUGAAAAAGCAAGUCCCAUGGGUGAUGGAAAUUUCCGGAAUCGCUCUGCUCCACCUUGUGCAAGUCCCACAGUUGGGGUUGUUAAGAUGACGCCGCUUUCUUUCAUCCCUGGAGCAAAGAUAACCAAGUACCUUGGCAUCAUUAACAUGUUUUUCAUUAGAGAAACCACUUCUCUCCGCGAGGAAGGCGGAGUCAGUGGUUUUCUCCACGCUUUCAUUGCUGAAGUGUUUGCCAUGGUCCGAGCUCACGUGGCAGCGCUGGGCGGGAAUGCUGUUGUGUCCUACAUCAUGAAGCAGUGUGUCUUCAUGGAGAACCCCAGUAAGAACCAGGCACAGUGUCUCAUAAAUGUCAGUGGGGACGCGGUGGUGUUUGUUCGUGACUCCGACUUAGAGGUCAUGUCAUCUCAGCAGCCUGCUGCCAACUGCCAGCCCUCAUGUACCGGAGAAGUUACAACUUGAAGACAGCGGCUCAACUGGCUCAACCGAGUGAAAUUCGUGUGUCUCCAUUGUGUGUCACCGUCUGCUCAGCCCAGAAGGCCCGCGUGGGGUGGGGUACUGAGGGGCAGGGGUGCGGCUGCUUAGUUUGUGUGCGCAUCUGGGAGACUUGAGAAUUUCUCAUCUUGACAGUUUGUUUGUCCAGUCUACACAGACAGGCCCCAUGGAUUCUGGUACCUUCAGUUAUGGGAGUUAUUUGUAAUUUGUGUUGAUUUUUAAUAAAAUUAUAAUUAAAAAUGAAAUGGACGCUUAUCAAGAGUCUAGGGUAGGAAGCUCCCGUGGCUUUGAAAACCAAGCAGGAAUCCAAAUUGCUAAGGAGUCCAUAGUUGAUUUGAAAAUGGAGGGAACUUCUGUGUGUUUUCAGAAAAUUACUGUGCAGAUUUCUCAGCGUCUUUUGCUUGAAAUGAGGACUCUGUUAGCUGGAUGGGUAAUGUGUUUCAACUAACAUCUUUUAAAAGGAAGAUUCUGUGGUGUGGGUCUGCAGAAUUGCCUGAGUGCUCUCAGGAACUCCCUCGGAGGUGUCCGCACCCAGGAGUGGAGGAUGCCUCAGGACUGGCUGUCCUCAUGAAGGAGGGAGGGGCACCUCACGACCGGCCGUUGCUUCAUAUUUAAUUGUCUAGACGAGGCUUGGCUCCAACUGGGGAGAGAGUGCUGUGGAAUGCAUUUAAGUAGUGAAAAUACAGUUGACCUAGGAAGAACAGGAUUAUUUUCUAAUGAUAGAUUGCACUCAAUAAUCUUAGGGAUUGGUGAGGUGCACUGUUGGUGUAGACUAUGCUGUGAAGUGUUGAAUGUAUGUAUUAAGUCUUACCUAUGCCAAGUGCCCACUACUAAUGAGAUAGAUAGCAAAUUCCUCCUUUGCCCAACAAAAUGUCCUUAUAAAACAUAGGAUUUUAUUCUCUCAAAACAGCAAAUUACCCUAAAGAUGAAAAGUCAUUUUAAUGUUACACAGGUGUCAAUAUUUUUCUGUAUUUUGUUUAUAAUUUUAUUUUUUAAAUAAAAAGUUUAUAAACA
Messenger RNA from Mus caroli (Ryukyu mouse), 4533 nucleotides. It is a transcript of the gene C2cd5, whose product is annotated as C2 calcium dependent domain containing 5. Lineage: Eukaryota; Metazoa; Chordata; Mammalia; Rodentia; Muridae. Gene Ontology annotation, molecular function: calcium-dependent phospholipid binding; calcium ion binding. The record is from RefSeq and is a predicted model, not a curated record. Gene Ontology annotation, cellular component: plasma membrane. Gene Ontology annotation, biological process: intracellular protein transmembrane transport; positive regulation of protein targeting to membrane; protein localization to plasma membrane.